This is a messenger RNA of Arachis stenosperma, 251 nucleotides long. RefSeq lists its product as uncharacterized. Lineage: Eukaryota; Viridiplantae; Streptophyta; Magnoliopsida; Fabales; Fabaceae. The record is from RefSeq and is a predicted model, not a curated record.
AUGGUUGGAAUAGGGGUUCCAAUAUGUGUACAAUGUGGUAACAUUGCAAAUGGCAACCCUUGCCGGUGCAAGGUGGUGGGCCCAACGGUGGAGUUCCUGGCGUUUGCUGCGGCGGCGGUAGUGGAGUGGCCGGUGGGUGCUCUGAUCUAUUGUUUCCGCCACAUGAAGGGCCGCAAAAUCAUGGCUCAUCCUGCCACCGUGGUCUACCCUUCAGUCACUAAUGCUAUUCCAAUUUAAGUUGACACUUCUUA